UGCUGGUGUACUUUAAUGGCGCUUCAAAGCCAUUAAAAAGGCAAAAACCCAAAAUCCCAUUUCGCCCUGUGAUGGGAUUCCCACACCACCCAAACAACCCAACUCCAGAUGGCCUCUCCCAUCGAAUCAACAGCCCUCGAUUCUCUGGUCCCAUGACUCGCCGGGCCCAUUCAUUCAAACGCUCCACCAACGCCACCUCCUCGAACCCAACUCAUCUCGAGAUUGAUCUUCCUGUCAAUUCUCCUCGAUCCGAUAACGCCAGGACCACCGCCACUUCGAUCGAUGGGAACGGGAACGACAGGAAUCCGUUCAAGAAGCACGCCGGAUUGACGUCUCCUGUCGAUCCAAAGGAGAGGAGGAGGAGAUUGGGCCAUUGGAUGUUCUUGCUCUUUUGUGGGGUUUGUCUUUUUCUGGGGGUUCUGAAGAUCUCUGCAAAUGGGUGGUUUGGAUUUGCUGUUGAAAGGGAGUGGAAUUAUCAGGAAUCACGAACUUACUUAACUGAUCACAUGGUUUCAAGUUCUCAUGACCAUGGGCAUAGGGAAGUAAGUGACAGUGAGCGGACUCUAAUGACUGUAGAAUCAAGGGUCACAGUCCAAAACCACGUGGCUGAGAAUUCGGGUAUUUGGUCCAAGCCAAACAGUGAAAAUUUCACUCAGUGCAUUAAUCACUCUAGGAGUCGCAGGAAGUUGGAUGCGAAGACUAAUGGAUACAUUCUCAUAAAUGCAAAUGGUGGCUUGAAUCAGAUGAGAUUUGGGAUCUGCGAUAUGGUUGCUGUUGCUAAGAUCAUGAAGGCCACACUUGUCCUUCCUUCGCUUGACCACACCUCCUUCUGGGCUGAUGAAAGUGGCUUCAAAGAUCUGUUUGAUUGGCAGCACUUCAUAGAGACCCUGAAGUAUGACAUUGAAAUAGUUGAAGAUUUGCCAGCUGCAUACAGAGAAGUUGAACCUUUCAUGAAGACCCCAGUAUCUUGGUCCAAGGUCAGUUAUUAUAAAUUGGAGGUCCUCCCACUUUUGAAACAGCACAGAGUCAUUUACUUUACUCAUACUGACUCCCGGCUUGCGAACAAUGGGCUUUCAAAUUCUAUACAAAAGCUGAGAUGCCACGUCAACUACAGAGCAUUGAAGUAUGCAGCCCCAAUUGAAGAGCUUGGGAAUACCUUAGUUUCAAGGAUGCAUCAGAAUGGAAGUCUUUACAUAGCUCUCCACUUAAGAUAUGAAAAAGAUAUGCUGGCGUUUACGGGUUGCGACCAUAGUCUGACAUCAGAAGAAGGUGAAGAGCUUCGGCGGAUGCGCUAUGAAGUUAGCCACUGGAAAGAGAAAGAGAUCGAUGGAUCAGAGAGAAGGAAGUUAGGAGGCUGCCCUAUGACCCCAAGGGAAACUUCCCUUCUCCUCAAAGGAUUGGGAUUCCCAUCCAGCACCCCAAUCUACUUGGUGGCUGGUGAAGCCUAUGGAAAUGGCAGCAUGCAAUAUCUUACUGAUGAUUUCCCCAACAUCUACUCUCACUCGACUCUUUCAAAUGAAGAGGAGCUGAAUCCUUUCAGGAAUCACCAGAACAUGCUUGCUGGAUUGGACUACGUGGUUGCCCUUCAGAGUGAUGUAUUCGUCUAUACCUAUGAUGGGAAUAUGGCAAAGGCUGUACAGGGUCAUCGGCGCUUCGAGGACUUCAAGAAAACCAUCAACCCGGACCGGAUGAAUUUGGUAAAGCUUGUGGAUGAAUUCGACGAAGGGAAGAUUACUUGGAAGAAGUUCAGCUCCAAAGUGAGGAAGCUGCACAAGGACCGGAUCGGAGAUCCAUAUUUAAGGGAGCCCGGAGAGUUCCCGAAGCUGGAGGAGAGUUUCUACGCGAACCCAUUACCGGGCUGUAUAUGUGAAAGACAACAGGACAGGAAAUAGAUGCUAAGAAAAACCACAGGCUCGAAUAGUUCUCAAAACAGCUGAAGAGCAACCCAAGGAGGAGAAUGAGUUCUCGAAGUGCAGCUGGAGUGCAAUUGCAUUAUCGGAGAAUGAAUUUCAAAGCUUAAAACUCCACAUCCCCAACAGAAUGACAAGUGGGUAUUUUCUAUUUCGAUUAGAAGAUGCAGUUGUAUGGCGGAUCAAUUCUUUCAAGGCUUCAAGGAACUGUGUGAUGACGCCGAGAUGAAGCUGAUAUUUGGGGGAGGAUGCCAUCAUGUGCAACUUCAUGAAGAUGUAUGAUUCCACAUUUUUUUUACACGACUCAAUGUUCUAGAAAGUGUUAUUCGCAUUUCUGUUGAUUGUUUCCACAACGGUGUUGUGCAUUAUUGUAUUCAUGGUUAUGUAGAAUGUAAUAACAGAUCCAAACAGGAAAUACAGCCAUUGGAGCUGUAGAGUAUUUCUUCCUACACGGAAUAACGUGCGGUUGACAGGAAAUGGGAGCCCAGGAUUCAUUUCUGGUUUUCUGAUAA
Magnolia sinica is the source of this 2422-nucleotide messenger RNA. RefSeq names its product O-fucosyltransferase 35. Gene Ontology annotation, cellular component: cytoplasm; Golgi apparatus; chloroplast. NCBI's taxonomy places the organism in Eukaryota, Viridiplantae, Streptophyta, Magnoliopsida, Magnoliales, Magnoliaceae. The coding region runs from base 72 to 1892 and encodes 606 amino acids. The record is from RefSeq and is a predicted model, not a curated record. The transcript has 9 exons.